This is a messenger RNA of Seminavis robusta, 2589 nucleotides long. The record is from the annotation of a GenBank genome assembly. Lineage: Eukaryota; Bacillariophyta; Bacillariophyceae; Naviculales; Naviculaceae.
CUUGAUUUUACUAGUUAAUUACCAUAGUAAUUUGGUUUCGAUUUUAUAUUUUGGUUUCGAUUAUAUAUUUAGGUUUCGGUUUUAUAUUUUGGUUUCGAAUUGAUCAAUUUGGUUGGAUUCAUAAAAUCGUGAUUUCCGGCCCUUUCCACACCAAAGACAUCAAAGCAGCAUUGCCACAAGAGUGCUCUUCCACCGGUCCACUUUCAACAGGUAGAUCAACCGAAGCCCAACAACACAGUCUAGCUAGAAGUCUAGUAGGCUACAGUAGCCAGCAGCGUCAAGAGUCGAGUCUCCUCCACAGUUAGUUGAGUUUCGUCUCGUCUUGUAUUUCUUUUUGGUCCGAAACGAAACAAAACAAGCAAUCGUCAAGAUUUCGGCUUCUCCCGCUUCUUCCUUUGACGAGAUGGCCGACGAUGGCGGCGGCGGCGGCGGCGGAGUUCCUCCUCCUACGACCUUUCUCUCCAUUGAUCAAGCCAUCGAACGAGUCGGCACUGGCAGAUUUCAACGCAAACUAUUGCUGGCGGCCGGUCUGUGUUUCGCGGCCGAUUCGAUGGAAGUGCUCUUGUUGAGUUUUUUGGCCGUGGUGGUUCAAUCGGAAUGGGGACUCACGUCCGAACAAACGUCCAGUAUCACGGCGGCGGUCUUUUUGGGAGCCAUGACGGGGACUCUCAUUCUAGGACCACUGGGCGAUAAAUUCGGUCGAAAGCCCGUCUUUGUCCUCAGUGCUGCCAUUAUUGCCAUUUUUGGGUUAUUGACGGCCGUGGCCAACAGUCUCGCCGUCCUCAUCAUCAUUCGAUUCAUGGUGGGCGUGGGUGUUGGUGGUUUGGUCGUGCCCUUUGAUACAGUCGCAGAGUUUGUACCGACGAAUAUGAGAGGAUAUCAUCUACUGUAUCUGGGAUACUACUGGGCCUUGGGAACUCUGCUGGUACCAAUUCUGGCAUUUAUCACUCUGGGCGACAAUGAAAAUGGCGACGAACCCAGUGGCCAGUGGCGUUGGUUCACCGUGCUCUGUGCCAUUCCCUGUAUUGCAUCCACCAUUCUCGGAAUCAUUUGGGUUCCCGAAUCACCGCAUUGGCUCGUCUAUCAGGGACGAAACGAUAAGGCAUUGGAAGUGCUGAAAAUUGCCGCCAAGGAAAAUGGACUCAAUCCCGACGAAGUCUUUCCGAUGGGCACCAUGGUCAAACCAGAUGAUCAACCCGAAGUACAUUCCGUCAUGGCGUUGCUGGAACCGGAAUGGAGGAAUUUGACACUCAAACUGUGGGGAACGUGGUUUGGAUUUGCCUUUUUGUAUUACGGAACCGUCAUUCUGGUGACGCUCGUCUUUGCCGAAAAUGGAAGUAUCGAGGGCAGUGAAGGCAUGGCACAAGGAUCCUACGAUUUUGAUUAUGCGGCCAUUCUCCUGGCGGGAUCGGCUGAAAUGGUAGGACAAACCUUUGUAAUACUGACGGUGGAAACCUGGGGACGAGUCCACACGCAAGCAUUGAGCUAUCUAUUGGGUGGCUUUAGUGUCUUGGGACUGGCAUUGUUGGAAGCCAGUGGUUCCAAACGAGGUGCCAUGAUGUUCGUGGCAUUCUUGGCGCGAAUGUUUAUGAUGGGAAGCAGUAGCACUACAUGGGUCGCUACAGCCGAAAUCUUGCCCACGAAAAUUCGAAAUACAGGACAUGCUGCCGCCAAUGCCAUGGCCCGUUUGGGAGGUGCCAUAAGUCCCUUUGUUGUGUCCACCAGUAUGAGCAUGACAACCAUUGGAAUCAUCAUGGGCGUGGUCAGUUUCUUCACGUGUGCCUUGUCAUGGAGUUUGCCCGAAACACAGGGUAAGGCGCUGGGUACGGCACAUACCGAUAGCUUCAACGGCGGCAGUAUUCAAAAUGGAACGGCAUCCAUCGAACCUCCCACAGUGGAACUGACAGACAAAACCAAGGAGAUCAUCUAGCUAGCUAGAACGUGUCUAUGUCAUCUUGGGAUGCCCAAACGAAUCGAAUCGAUUGAUCGACCUUCAUGGUGUGGGCGCACUGCCAGUCAAAAGAAAGUGGCGCAAGUUUUAAAAGUUUUCCUUGAAGUGAAGUGAAGUGGAACUCUUCUGUCCCACACCAAUCCACAUUUGAAUAAUAAUAUUCCAAAGAGUUUCAGAAAACAACAUCCAUCACGACCUCGAAAUUUUGUCUCGACUAGCUAGUUCCUGAGUCUAUUAAGUUACGUACAUGUUCAGAACAAGCAACGACGUCGCUCAACGAGAAACUGUAGCAACUGCUGGUUACCGAGGGUAGGCAAAAGCAAAUCGUAUGGUACGCUUGGAUCAUCCUCGUAAGCGCCACAGAUUGUCAUCGCAAGCACCCUUCGCGAACCACACGAAGUUGGCUGGUUGUUCGAUCUUAGUGCCCGCGCUUAUGCGAGGUUUUGGAGUUGGACGUUUUACAGAUCCAGCCAGGAGUUCCGGCAGGUCCAGGUCCAGGGAGUGGGGCCUGUUGUAGAUCCAGGAGGCGACAUGUAGCAGGGGUUGGACGACCGGCCAGGUGAAGGUCCAGGUGCACAUGUAUAGCAAGUCCAGAUCCAUGUGGGACCUGGGAGGGGGCUGGAGUGAGGCCUGUUUAA